This is a messenger RNA of Sipha flava (yellow sugarcane aphid), 1098 nucleotides long. Its product is annotated as keratin, type I cytoskeletal 9-like. Lineage: Eukaryota; Metazoa; Arthropoda; Insecta; Hemiptera; Aphididae. The record is from RefSeq and is a predicted model, not a curated record. Bases 126 to 893 code for a protein of 255 amino acids. The transcript is spliced from 2 exons.
GCGCCGCCGCCGACCGAUCGCAGUCGCAACGCUACAACAAUCCGCUGCAGUCCACCGACGUCGGCCGACCAUAUCGUUUUUAUAGUAGACAAAUCGUAUACCGCACGUACGGCCAUCCCAUCAUCAUGAACCGUCUGUCUAUCGCAUUGACCGUUUUGUUGGUCGCUUAUGCUCUUGGAUACCCGCACAACAACAACAAAGAACACCAUAAUGGUGGCCAUGAUCAUCACGGAGGCAGUGAACAUCAUCACGGUGGCCAUGAUCAUCACGGAGGUAGUGAACAUCAUCACGGAGGCAAUGAACAGCAUCACGGAGGCAGUGAACAUCAUCAGUCUAGCAGCAGUAGCGGGCAUAACUACGAAUCUGAUUACCAACAAAGUAGCCAUGGAGGAAACAACGCCGGGGGAUUCGGUAGCGGAGGAUCGCACGGAAGCUACGGACAAGGCGGACUUGGUCACGGAAGUUAUGGCUCCGGUGGAUCACAGCAACAGCAGCAACAUCACUCCACCGACCAAGAGGGCGGCAGCAGUAAUCUGAACAUCGCUUCUGGCUUCAAUAAGAAGCACGUGGAAGUGAUCGACUCCGGAAGUCAUUCGGCCGGCAGUGGUUCGUCCAGCGGAUUCCAACAAGGCGGAAACUACGGAUCCGGCUCGAGCGGUUUCGGCAGUGGUCAACACGGCAUUGGUGGUGGCCAGCAUCAUGGUGGCAGCAACUUCGAAAGCGGCAGUGGCGGUUCACAAUUCGGAUCCCAGUCCAGCGGACAGAAGGGCUAUAUCAUAGAAGAAACUUCUGGUUUCACUUCGGUGAACAAAAAUCAAGAAGGUUUCCAGAACAACCAACAUGGUGGUUCGUCCAGCGGUUCUUCCAGUGGCCACGGAAGUCACCAUUAUUGAGACUUCGAUCGCAUCGUCCGACUGUAUAACACGAGUCGUAGAUGAUGAAAAUUCCAUUGGCAUCCGUCCUUCGCGUAUCAUAUAUUAUUACUGAUCUUAAUUUAUUUUUCAUGAGGAAAACUCCAUGUUUGUAACUGGUUUUCCACUCUUGGUCAUUUAAAUGAUCGUUUUAAAUAUAAAUAAAAUAUUAAACCUGUACACCAAA